Molecule: messenger RNA, 1686 nt
Organism: Rhodofomes roseus
Lineage: Eukaryota; Fungi; Basidiomycota; Agaricomycetes; Polyporales; Fomitopsidaceae
Product: hexokinase
Exons: 14
Coding region: 87-1577 (496 amino acids)
Biological process (GO): intracellular glucose homeostasis; glycolytic process; glucose 6-phosphate metabolic process
Cellular component (GO): mitochondrion; cytosol
Molecular function (GO): glucokinase activity; mannokinase activity; fructokinase activity
Source: RefSeq, a predicted model, not a curated record
GUCGGUCCCGAUUUGGGACGUCAUUGGACUCGUCCCCGCACUGCUGAGGUCGCCCUUCUUCUUGUUCUCCUCCUCCAUCGUCUACUAUGCCUCCCUCACGUCGUGGAAGCGGCACUGUCGCCCUGCCCACUGGGCAGACCCUCGCGUUCCACACCAGGACCAGCGAGGCCGAGGAUCUCCCCCAUGCGACCAAGAAGACGAUGGCGGAUCACCUCCGCAAAUACGAGAGCCUGUUCACGCUAACCCCGCAGCGCAUGCGUAUCAUCGUCGAGGCUUUCAAGGAGACACUCGAGAUUGGGCUCGCGAAACACAACCAGAUAGUGCCCAUGAUACCCACUUAUGUCUUCGGCUGGCCAACGGGACAGGAACGAGGAAAUUACCUCGCCCUAGAUCUCGGCGGCACCAACCUCCGCGUGUGUCUCGUCACCCUCGAAGGCGAGGGCAAGUUCGAGAUCACACAAUCAAAGUACCGUCUGUCCGAGGAGCAGAAACAGGACGACGGCCAGAAACUCUUUGACUUCUGCGCGGAGUGCAUGAAGUCGUUCAUCGACUCCAACAUCAGUGGAGGGAUCAUCGAGAAGGACAGCAUCUUGCCGCUUGGUUUCACGUUCUCGUAUCCUUGCUCACAAGAUCGGAUUGACCACGGCGAGCUCAUCCGGUGGACAAAGGGCUUCGGCGCACCCAACACGGAAGGCCAUGACGUCGUCGCCAUGUUCCGCAAGUCGCUUGAGAAAUACCAAGUGCCGGCAGAGAUUGUCGCGCUCACAUGCGAUACAACGGGCACGCUGAUCGCGUCGCACUACGUGAACCCGAAGACGCGUAUUGCGUGCAUCUUCGGUACGGGCUGCAACGCUGCGUACAUGGAGCGCGUUGGCGACAUCCCCAAGAUCGCUGGCCUCGGGAUUGACCCGGAUGCAGAGAUGGCCAUCAACUGCGAGUGGGGAGCGUUUGAUUCGUUCGAGCACGAAAAUUUGCCGAGGACGAAGUACGACCAGACCAUUGACGAGCAGUCGAACAAGCCCGGCGAGCAGGCUUUCGAGAAACUAAUCUCAGGCCGAUACCUUGGCGAGAUCUUGCGCCUCAUCAUUUGUGAGCUGAUCGACGAGGGUGUGCUCUUCUUGGGACAGAACACGUACAAGCUCGAGAUCCCAUACUCGUUCGAUACUGCCUUCCUGUCGCUCAUGGAAAGUGACCCGACGGACGAGCUGCUCAUGAUCAUCGGCAUCUUCACGCACUUCUUCGCCGUAGAGACGACACUCGCGGAGCGCCAAUUCUUCCGCGCCCUCGCGAAGCUCGUCGGCCGUCGCGCAGCGCGGCUGAGCGCAUGCGGCAUUGCUGCGAUUGUCAGCAAGAUGGGCUACCUCGAGGAGGGAUGUGCGGUCGGUGCGGACGGGUCACUAUACAAGAAAUACCCCGGGUUCGCAGAUAGGGUCCAUGAAGGUUUGCAGGAUAUCUUCGGCGAGAAGGGCAAGAACAUCGUGACAUGCCACGCUGAGGAUGGCAGUGGUAUCGGCGCUGCGAUCAUCGCGGCGAUGACGAAGGAGCGGAAGCUCGCCAACUUGUACCCUAACGUCUGAGGCCCUGACCACUGCAAUCCAUGUCGUCGCAAGGAGGGAAUGGGUGGCUCACAGGGGCUAUCCUAGAGCAGCGCAGUGCGGAGCGAUAGAUGCAAACCCCGAAGAGUGU